CUAAAAGAAAGUUUUUACAGUCCAUGUGAUCCUAUUUGCCUCGAAACAAAGUAAUGGGGAGCUUGGCGUGGAAGCAGCUUCUUCUCAACGCUCUGGAAUCCAACGCUCACCUCAAGCACUCUUCUUUCAUGCAGCUCGCAACCCUAGGAACCAACGGAACACCUUCCAACCGCACUGUCGUCUUCCGAGGAUUCCAAGACAACACUGAUAACAUCCAAAUUAACACCCAUGCCCGCACUCCCAAGAUUGAAGAGCUCAAGCUUUGCUCCUCUGCCGAGAUAUGUUGGUAUUUCACAGAUUCCUGGGAGCAAUUUCGGAUAAAUGGGGAUGUAGAUAUCAUUGAUGGUUUGAAUCCUGAUCCGCUAAAACUUCAGCAAAGAGAAAAAUCCUGGUUUGCCAGUUCAUUGAGAUCAAGAUUGCAAUAUUUGUUGCCCAACCCUGGACUUCCCUGUCUAAAUGAGCAAGCACUGCCAGAAAUAUCAUUAGAUCCUUCUAUAGGUCCAGUUGAUGCUUUUUGUCUACUAAUCCUAGAGCCAAAUCAGGUUGAUUACUUGAAUCUGAAGAGUAACCAGAGGCUAACUUUCAAAUCAAGUGUGAGUGAUGCAGCAAAGAAAAGCUGGAUUGUGGAGAGGGUCAACCCAUAAUCUGCUCUCUGUCAGUGCCAUGUUCAGAUAUCACUGUAAACAAUAAAUUGCAUGUUAUAAAAGUAUAUUAGAGGAUUGACUAUGACUUAAAAUGUUUUAGAUAUUCAUUUUGUAAUGGUUACUAGAUUAGUUUUUGUGCUUCCCCUUGAGGGUUGUGCUUCUUCAAUAUAAACCGAGUAAGAUUGGAUGUGAUAUAGCCUCGUGUAAAGCAACUUAUCUAUCUGGACACCUCACUGGGAAUUUGUAUAGAGGUGGAACCUGGGAGAGAACUGGAGUCACUUUUUAUCAAUUUCAUUUCCAUUAAUAUUAUAUAUUUUAGUUAAUUUCAGAA
Molecule: messenger RNA, 975 nt
Organism: Glycine soja
Lineage: Eukaryota; Viridiplantae; Streptophyta; Magnoliopsida; Fabales; Fabaceae
Product: pyridoxine/pyridoxamine 5'-phosphate oxidase 2
Exons: 6
Coding region: 54-644 (196 amino acids)
Biological process (GO): pyridoxine biosynthetic process
Molecular function (GO): pyridoxamine phosphate oxidase activity; FMN binding
Source: RefSeq, a predicted model, not a curated record